Messenger RNA from Clunio marinus, 315 nucleotides. Lineage: Eukaryota; Metazoa; Arthropoda; Insecta; Diptera; Chironomidae. The record is from the annotation of a GenBank genome assembly.
AUGGAAGAAUUUCAAAUUGAAUUAAAUUCAAUGGAUGAUUUGAAAUCACCUAAUCAUGAAAGUAAUAAAGUUCUAAUUGAGUUCGCAAGAUAUUAUCAGAACAUUGUUGAUAUAAUGGAGCAGUUCAACAAAAGUUUUGGGAUGCAUCUGACCAAAAAGGAUCUAAACUGGCCAAUGAUAAUGUCAUUAACUUUAACACUGAUUUUUGUACUAAUCAACUGGUGGAACAUGUCUGCAAUAGGAGAGCGAAUUAUUUCUAAGAAAAAUGAAAUAUUUUCGAGCCUCAUGGAGAUGCACUCAUUCAAAAAAGUAUAA